This is a messenger RNA of Daucus carota subsp. sativus, 1262 nucleotides long. RefSeq names its product F-box/kelch-repeat protein At3g06240. Bases 71 to 1216 code for a protein of 381 amino acids. The transcript has a single exon. Lineage: Eukaryota; Viridiplantae; Streptophyta; Magnoliopsida; Apiales; Apiaceae. Gene Ontology annotation, molecular function: protein binding. The record is from RefSeq and is a predicted model, not a curated record.
CCACAUCUUGUUUUAUCUUUAAAUUCAGAGAAAGCCACGUUGGUAAGAUCCGGUCUCGAAGCAUCAAAAGAUGAAAAGGCUGCGGAGGCACAUCCCUGAAGAAAUCGUAAUUCUUAUACUCCAAAGACUCCCCCCCAAGUCUCUGCUUAGGUUCAGGUGCGUGCAAAAAUCGUGGUAUCAUCUUAUACAGAGUCCUUGGUUUAUCACUGCUCACGCAAAUUGUCAAAAGAAAUAUCUUCUGGUUGGAUCAAAUCAUUCCCGGUGGUCUUAUUUUAACUCUUUCUCUUUGUCAUUGCGUUUUGAUGAGGCACAGUGCAAAGAAUACUAUAGAAUACAUCAACAGAGUGAAGAAUACUAUAGGAUACAUCCAGAGGAGGAUCACAGGUUCUUGUCAAAGGUACAGUGGUAUGCUGCAUCACAUGGUUUGAUAUGUUAUACAUGCGCGUAUUUGGAAGACGAGUUUGGUGUUUUUUUAUGGAAUCCGGCUAUUAGAAAAAUAAAAAUUCUUCCUGAUCCUCCCCAGCGUGGUGGUGCUACCGCAUGGCUUACACUAGCAUUCGGAUUUAGUCAAAAAGCUAAUGAUUUCAAAGUUGUAAAGAUAUUAGACAACUACCAGACCAUUGUGGUUGAGGUUUAUAGUUUGAACACACAUUCUUGGAAAACAAUUAGUAAUGAUAAUCUCAUUCGGACUUAUAGGUUGUCUGAAAACAAUUGGGUGUUUCUAAAUGGUACGGCAUAUAUUUUUGGUUCAAGCCGGAAAGAUUUUCAACCUAUAAUAGUGUCCUAUGACACAGAUAGCGACAUAAUGAGUGAGAUUUCAACACCACAUACCUGGGAAACUCAUUUCUUUCAUAUUCAUAGAUCUAUUCGCGUACUUAAUGAUUCACUCGUUAUUUUUACUGGGAAUCCAGAUGAGUGUAGUUUUAACAUGUGGGUAUUACAACAAGGCAGCGACACAAACAAGUUUUUCUGGGAGAAGAAGAUUAAUGUUGAUUUGGGUGGACUUAAUAGUUCUUGCUGGGAUGUCUUUGCUCUACGAAGCAAUGGGGAAUUAGUGUUACGUGAAUCGUCUGAAAAUGAAUUGGUUUCAUAUGAUGCCGAGAAGGAUGAGGAAAAGGAUUUUGCAGACUCAUGGGAUCAGUGGUUUGAAUCUGGUAGAAAGCUACCUUUGUGGAUAGAUUCUUUUUCGGAGAGUCUAGUUCUUAUUAACACUUAAAUGAUGUGUAGAUUGGAGAUGCUAUCUUAAUGAUCGUGGAGUGAAU